AUGUUGCGUGUCAGACGGAAGAGCGGCCUUGAUGACCCCGAGUCUCACCACGCGGCGCGCAAACCAGUGAUCCGAGAGCUCUCCGUGCCGGCGGUAGCCGACUUACGGGAUCCAGUGACGUUAUGGUGCCGCUACGACUUGGCUGGCGCGCGCCUCUACUCCGUCAAGUGGUACAAGGACGACCAGGAGUUCUACCGCUACAUGCCCGACGAGCAACCGCCGGCGCAGACCUUCCCAGUGCCCUACGUCUCCCUGGAUGUGAGUAUCUAA
Molecule: messenger RNA, 270 nt
Organism: Gryllus bimaculatus (two-spotted cricket)
Lineage: Eukaryota; Metazoa; Arthropoda; Insecta; Orthoptera; Gryllidae
Source: the annotation of a GenBank genome assembly